Molecule: messenger RNA, 1125 nt
Organism: Psilocybe cubensis
Lineage: Eukaryota; Fungi; Basidiomycota; Agaricomycetes; Agaricales; Agrocybaceae
Exons: 12
Coding region: 1-1125 (374 amino acids)
Source: RefSeq, a predicted model, not a curated record
AUGGCUCCUUUCGUUGUCUACGAAUUCGCGUUCGUCUGCUGUAGUAUUGCAGCUGUUGCUCUUCUCAUAUGGGACCAUGUCAUCACUUUCGGAAGGGAGGUACAGAUCUUUUGGUCGCGCAAAAUUUCUGGCCCAGCUAUACUAUAUGGUCUAUUGCGAUAUGGAACAUUGUUUGAAAAGAUCGCAGUUAUGCUUUUGGCUUCAUGGUACAUGACGCCUCAUGGAUGCAAUGUUGCAGUUCGGUUCCAAAUCUUUCCGAUGAUUCUACGGUCUCUCGGAUACGGGAUGUUUUCUGCAUUGCGGGUAUAUGCUCUUCGUAGGAAUCAGUGGCCCCUGGCUAUCUUUGUCUUUUUGCUUUGCUUGCCCUCCCUUGUGAUGCCUGCAUAUGUUUAUGCUCACCAAUGGUCUCCUGGCGUAAAUGUCUUUGGAUGCACAUUGGCCUACAAGGCAUCCCCUGUCGAGCAUACACGAUGUUAUACGCAUGACACAAUCCCUCAUCUCAUCGAAAUUGGAACAGUGAGAAUUGCUGGACUCGUGGCCGACCUACUCGGCGAGUUCAUUGUCAUUAUUGUCACCAUCAACAGGACGUUCCAUUUGAGAAAGCAAGCCAUACCUCUGGAGGAAGAGAAGAAAAGACCUGGCUUGAUGCAUCUAUUUUUGCGAGACGGGAGCGUCUAUUUUGUCGCCCUGCUAAUCUUGUCCCUCGCUGACAUGCUGGUCCUUGUGUUCGAUCAUGUUCCUUCAUUUGCCACACGCUACGACUACUGGGUGGUACCGUAUUAUACACCUGUGUUUCGAACGAUCAUCAUUUCCCGGUUCCUUCUAAUGCUUCGGAGCAUAUACUACGAUGAAAGCAACGACAAGACCGAUGCUGACGGCGAAGCGCCUCUGGGAUCGUUAAAAUUCCAAUCCCGCGUGAUAGGGACCAUGGGCGCCCCUGUCGAUUCGCAGUUCGAUGAAUACUCCGGUCCAGAGCCAUGGGAAGACGAAGACGAUCUUGUUUUCUCUAGUGACCCGCUGGCCGCUGGGUUACUCGAGACUGACACGCCCUCACACGAUUCAUCGGAUAACAUCGGCAAAGAGUCGACACCGUCGGAGGCUGAUGCUUCGAAUAUUGAAGCCUAG